Dovyalis caffra is the source of this 2358-nucleotide messenger RNA. The record is from the annotation of a GenBank genome assembly. Lineage: Eukaryota; Viridiplantae; Streptophyta; Magnoliopsida; Malpighiales; Salicaceae.
AUGGAGGCAGAUUCAAGUCAAUUGGCAGAAGCAACAGCAGCUUAUAACUUGGAAGCAGGUGAAGAAGAAAGAGACCCAGAAAGCAAUACUCUUCAACAGCCACUCCUCAAGAGAAAUAGAACACUAUCUUCUAGUCCACUAGCCUUGGUUGGAGCCAAGGUCUCUCAUAUAGAGAGUUUGGAUUAUGAGAUCAAUGAGAAUGAUCUUUUCAAGCAUGAUUGGAGAAGCAGAUCCAAAGCUCAAGUCUUGCAGUAUAUAUUCUUGAAGUGGACAUUGGCCUUUCUUGUAGGACUUUUAACUGGACUGAUUGCAACCCUCAUCAAUCUUGCAGUUGAGAACAUUGCUGGUUACAAACUCCUUGCUGUGGUUCGCUUCAUAAAGAAUGAAAGGUAUUUGACGGGGCUAGUCUAUUUCACAGGGGCUAAUUUUCUAUUAACCUUAUUUGCUGCUGUACUCUGUGUGUGUUUUGCACCAACUGCAGCAGGGCCUGGUAUACCUGAAAUCAAAGCCUAUCUCAAUGGAGUUGAUACUCCUAACAUGUUUGGUGCUUCAACAUUGAUCGUUAAGAUAUUUGGAAGCAUAGGAGCCGUCGCUGCUGGACUUGAUUUAGGGAAAGAAGGGCCUCUGGUGCACAUUGGCAGCUGCAUUGCUUCCUUAUUAGGCCAAGGGGGCCCUGAUAAUUACCGAAUCAAGUGGCGCUGGCUUCGUUAUUUCAACAAUGACAGAGACCGCCGAGAUAUCAUCACCUGUGGUGCUUCCUCGGGUGUUUGUGCAGCUUUCCGUGCCCCAGUGGGUGGUGUCCUGUUUUCUCUUGAAGAGGUAGCAACAUGGUGGAGGAGUGCACUCCUCUGGAGAACUUUCUUCAGCACAGCAGUAGUGGUGGUGAUCCUCAGGGGUUUCAUUGAAAUCUGCAAUUCUGGUAAGUGUGGGCUAUUUGGAAAAGGAGGGCUGAUAAUGUUCGAUGUGGGCGAUGUCGUGGUGACAUACCAUGUGAUGGAUGCCAUCCCUAUCACCAUAAUUGGCAUACUCGGAGGACUGUUGGGAAGCCUCUAUAAUUACCUUCUCCACAAAGUCCUUGUAGUCUACAAUCUCAUCAAUCAGAAGGGAAGAAUACAUAAGCUCCUUCUUGCCCUAAGUGUUUCAAUCUUUACCUCAGUGUGUCUAUAUGGCCUCCCUUUCCUUGCCAAGUGCCAACCUUGCGAUCCCUCUGUAUCAGAGAUCUGCCCUACUACUUCCCGGUCAGGCAACUUCAAGCAAUUCAACUGUCCAGAUGGCUACUAUAAUGACCUUGCUACUCUCCUUUUCACGACAAAUGAUGAUGCUGUUCGAAACAUCUUCUCUUCCAACACUCCUAGAGAAUUUCAGCCUGCAUCCCUCCUAAUUUUCUUUGCACUCUAUUGCAUCCUAGGACUAUUUACCUUUGGCAUUGCUGUGCCUUCUGGACUUUUUCUCCCUAUCAUCCUUAUGGGCUCAGCUUACGGCCGCCUGCUUGGUAUUGCCAUGGGAUCCUAUACCAAAAUUGAUCAAGGGCUUUAUGCUGUGCUUGGUGCAGCCUCCCUCAUGGCUGGAUCGAUGAGGAUGACAGUUUCACUCUGUGUGAUUUUCCUUGAACUCACCAACAACCUCCUAUUACUUCCCAUAACAAUGAUAGUCCUCCUUAUUGCCAAAACUGUUGGAGACAGCUUUAAUCCAAGCAUCUACGAAAUUAUACUGGAGCUAAAAGGCCUGCCAUUCUUAGACGCAAACCCUGAGCCAUGGAUGAGAAAUCUCACUGUUGGUGAGCUUGCUGAUGCCAAACCACCAGUAGUCAACCUCUGUGGAGUUGAAAAGGUAUCCCGGAUUGUGGAAGCUCUCAAAAACACCACGCAUAACGCAUUCCCAGUUGUAGAUGAUGGAGUGGUGCCACCUGUGGGACUGACCAUUGGGGCAACAGAAUUACAUGGCAUGAUCCUGAGAGCUCACCUAGUUAAGGUCCUGAAGAAAAAGUGGUUCCUGCCAGAGAAAAGGAGAACAGAGGAAUGGGAAGUAAGAGAGAAAUUUGACUGGGUUGAGCUAGCUGAGAGGGAGGGAACAAUUGAAGAGGUGGCUGUGACAAGGAAUGAGAUGGAAAUGCAUGUUGACUUACAUCCGCUCACCAAUACAACCCCUUACACUGUCGUGGAGAGUAUGUCAGUAGCAAAAGCAAUGGUGCUCUUCAGGCAGGUGGGACUUCGCCAUAUGCUCAUUGUUCCCAAGUACCAAGCAGCUGGGAAUCCUCCAGUGGUUGGGAUACUGACCAGGCAGGAUUUAAGGGCACAUAACAUCUUGCUUGCCUUUCCUCAUCUGGCAAGAUCCAAGGGCAGAGAAAAGAGGCACUAG